Gossypium raimondii (Peruvian cotton) is the source of this 3988-nucleotide messenger RNA. Its product is annotated as myosin-binding protein 2. NCBI's taxonomy places the organism in Eukaryota, Viridiplantae, Streptophyta, Magnoliopsida, Malvales, Malvaceae. The record is from RefSeq and is a predicted model, not a curated record. Gene Ontology annotation, molecular function: myosin binding. The coding region runs from base 450 to 3263 and encodes 937 amino acids. The transcript has 3 exons.
AAAACAAAUAUCAGUUUAGUUGUUUAAGAUCCCAAUAGUUGCUUAAUUCUGUCAAAAAAAGAACCAAGGAAAAUAAAUUCCUUUAUUUACUCUGACUCAAACCUUUUUCAAUGUUUUUUAGUUUUUAUUUUUGUUUUUGUGGAAAAUGAUUUCUAUGGGUUGAUUUUCCUCAGGGUUUCAGUCUUCUUUGGCUGUCACUUUCCUAUUCAAAACCGCCUUUUAUGAUUUCCAAGUCUGAAAAAAUAUAAUACCCAUUUCUUUAGACUUUCCGAUUCUUCUCUCCCUUAUUGAAAAACCAUUUCAAUUUCACUUCUUUUUCAUUCUCCAUAACUCUUUUUAUCUUAAGCUCUUUCGUCUUCUUCUUAUCUAACAACUUCUUCUCUUUUUUUUGUUUCUGUUUUGUCCCUUUUCUCCUCUCUGUACAUAGCAGAAAACACAGAGCAUCAUUAAUGGCUGCCAACAAAUUUGCUACCAUGUUGCAUAAAAACACUAAUAGGAUCACUCUUAUUCUUGUCUACGUCUUACUAGAAUGGAUUCUGAUCGUUCUCCUCCUUUUGAAUUCACUGUUUUCUUAUCUGAUCAUCAAGUUUGCUGAUUACUUUGGUCUUAAAAGGCCCUGCCUUUGGUGUUCUAGGCUUGAUCAUAUCUUUGAGCCAUCAAAGUACAAAUCAUAUAGAGAUCUUGUGUGUGAUGAUCAUGCCAAUGAGAUUUCUAAAUUGGGUUUUUGUUCAAAUCAUCGGAAACUCUCUGAAUCUCGAGAUAUGUGUGAGGAUUGCUUGUCCUCGUCGCCGUCGGAGAAUGGUGGUGAUGAAGUGAUAGAAAACGGCGAUGAGGAUUUCAAGUGUUCUUGUUGUGGUGUCAUGGUGGAGAAAAAGUGGAAUCUUCCUUGUUUCAUGAUUAAACCUUCCUGGGAGGUUUUGGAUUAUCCCCAGGAAGGAAAUUUAAUCACUGAAGGUGGAGAAAAAGUUGAGGGUAUUAAUGCAGAUGAGGGUAAUGCUUCAGAUGGAAUCAGAUCAGAUUUUGUGGCUGAUGAUCGUAAAGAUGAACAGAUGAUUGAAGAAAACAAGAGAGUUGGCAUCAUUUCUGAUGGUGAAGGUAUUGAACCAAGGGAAGUGGAAAAAGAGGAGUUUUCAUAUUUUGUUUCUAGUUUUGAUUGCAACCAAGUGGCUGCUAAUGGAGAUGAAGACGAUGUGGUUAUAGAGAAAGAUCAAUCAUCAGUGGAUGAAGGAGACUUAACUGUGUCAAUGGCUGACCAGGGGUUAACUCAAGUCACUUGUGCCAAAGAGGAGUCUCCUGAAAUUCUGAACAAGCAUCUGGAGUUUUAUAUCGGGGGGGAUGACUGCCAUUUGAUUCCAGUUGAAUUGAUGGAUUCUACUGCUAUGAGAAGCCAAAAAAUAUACGAGUUCACAGAGGAAGAUGAAGAUGUUGCUGGUACUGGAGAUGUUAUUUUGGACUUUGAUUCCCAGCAACCUGGGACACGAGUGGAGUUGGUUGUGCAGAAUGGUUGCAGUUCAGCGGAGAAAGUGACACCCCUUUCACCCCAUGUGAGUGAAGAGGAAACCAUUGAUGCAGUGGAUGAACCAAUGGAGCCUAAUGGCAAGGAGGGCUUUUCAACUCCUGCAGUGGAGCUAGAUUUGAUGGAGAAGGAAGAUGAUCAACAUGUUGCUACCACUCAAGCAAAUAUGCCCUCCUUGAAUGAAGCUGAUGAUGUUCAACCAAAUGCCACAACAAGAGAAGAGGAAAUCGAUUUAGAUGUUAAUCAAGCAAUAUCAAUAGGGACAGAUGUUGUGCAAUUUAAUGAAACAAUUGAAGAUAUUCAAAUACAACAUUUAUAUGAAUGCACACAAGGAGAUCCCUCAACCAGUUCUGAAUUACAUGCAGAUGCUGAUCGUGGCUCCAAGGAUGUUGAGGAAGAAACAAUGCAGCAGCUUAAAACUGCAACAUUUGAGAGUGAGACUAGUGACCAACCAAUGAAAAACCAUAUAUCAUUAUCUUCAGAGCUUAAUGAUAUUGAGGAAGAUAAAGUUCCGGAUACACCGACUUCCAUCGACAGUCUCCAUCUGUUGCACAAGAAAUUGUUAUUGCUUGACAGAAAAGAAUCCGGAACCGAAGAUUCCUUGGAUGGAAUUGUUUUCAGUGACAUUGAGGGUGGUGAUGGGGUACUGACUGUUGACAAGUUGAAAUCAGCAUUAAAAGCUGAAAGGAAAGCUUUAAAUGCAUUGUAUAGCGAGCUUGAGGAAGAGAGGAGUGCUUCUGCGGUGGCUGCAAAUCAGACAAUGGCAAUGAUAAAUAGGCUUCAAGAAGAGAAAGCAGCAAUGCAGAUGGAAGCGGUGCAGUACCAGAGGAUGAUGGAAGAACAGUCCGAGUAUGACCAGGAAGCCUUGCAGAUUCUGAAUGAGCUUAUGGUUAAGAGGGAGAAAGAGAAGGCAGAGCUCGAAAAGGAACUUGAGAUAUAUCGCAAAAAGGUGCAGGAUCAUGAGGCCAAAGAGAGAAUGAUGAUGCUGAGAAGAAGGAAAGAUGACAGCAUUCGAAGUGCAAGUUCUGCGUCUUGCAGUAAUGCUGAGGACAGUGAUGGAGUAUCAGUUGAUUUGAAUCAUGAAUCAAAGGAAGAAGAUAGCUUCGAGAACCAUCAAAUCCGAGAGGAUGUUAACCAGAAUACCCCUGCUGAUGCAGUUUUGUAUUUAGAGGAAUCAUUGGCUAACUUCGAGGAGGAGAGGCUAUCCAUUCUUGAGCAACUGAAGGUCUUGGAAGAGCAAUUGAUUUCAUUGAAUGAUGAAGAUAUAAAAUCAGUUGAGUAUUUGUACGAAGAGAAUGGUAAUGGCUUCCAUGAGAUUCAUAAUUUCGGCCAUGAAACAAAUGGGGUUGCCAAUGGUCAUUUCAAGGGAGUGAAUGGGAAGCAUCACCAAGACAAAAUAAUUCCCAUGGCUACAAAGGCAAAGAGACUUCUCCCACUUUUUGAUGCUACCGAUGCAGAAACUGAAGAAAAGAUACUGAAUGGACAUGAAAACGGCUUCAAUUCUGUUGCCUUGCAACAUACAUUACCUGAACUUGAGAACAAAAUGAUCACAAUAGAGGAAGAAGUGGACCAUGUUUAUGAAAGAUUACAAGCACUUGAGGCAGAUAGGGAGUUUCUAAAACAUUGUAUCAGCUCCUUGAGGAAAGGAGAUAAAGGGAUCUAUCUACUUCAAGAGAUUUUACAACAUCUUCGCGAUUUGAGAAGUGUCGAACUUCGAGUAAGGAGUAAUGGGGAUGUUGCUAUAUAGUUGCAUUCAUCAGAACACACUCGGAAAUCUAAUCGGUAUAUCAUAAUCUACAGUUCUUUGUAUCCAUAUCAUAGUGAAGUUACAAGUAAUGGUUGUUUAUUCUUUGUUGUUCUUUAAGUUAAUUGCAGAAUGCUCAAUUGGAGUUGCUUAACCACUGCAAAUCUAGUAUUAGAAAAGAAAAGAAAAGAAAAAAACACCAACUCGGGCGAUGACCAACAAUACAGGUGCCACAGUUCCCUAUAUUCAACAAUUGGUAUGGUCAUUUUGGAGAUUCUAGGGUCCAAGUAAUCCCAAAUUUUUUGUGGGUUUUCAAACUAGUCAUCACCUUUUUGAGGGGGGGGGGGGGACAAAAAGGAUGGUUGGGGGGGGGUGAAUGUAUGUGUUAAAAAUGAAGUCCAAAAGUCAAGCUGUCAUUUUUGUAUGUUGUUAGAAACUUGCUGGCCUGCAGAGCUGGAAUGUAUGAUCGAUCCAACAAACACUACUGUGCCAGAUUCAUAGCAAUAGUUUAUUCAGACAGACAGAACUGGGAAGCUCUUUUUUGUCAUGUUUUUUUAUAUUUAUUUAUAAUCUUGUUAGGGAAGGGAAAGAAAGGGGUAAGUAACCCCAUUUUCCUUCUCAUAUUUUGCAUCAUUUUCUUCUGGUGGGUCUUUCUAGGGGGCAGAUUUGAGUUACUUGUAAACUACAUGCAUCGAUUUGUAAGCACAUAUAAAGUGAGUGUUUGUUUA